CUUGAUCCAAUAUUUCAUUUGUAGCCAAACUCUUAGUUGUCUCCAUUACUCCCAUAGCCACUGGAGACAAAGACUCUCAAGACUCCAUUGAAGUCCCGCAAGAUGCUUUACAGGUUUUCUCAGCUUUCUACGAGGAGGACAAUGCUACGACUUCAUCAGAAAUUGUGUGGUAGAACAGUGGUUUUUACCCGAAUGUAUAGUUCUAAAGAAACAAUGGACGUUAAACUCGAUCCACUGAAAAGGCUUUGUAAAAUUAUGAUGUCUUGUCCAAAAUUGGGCCUUGACACAGAGCUCGACCAAAGCGGGAUUAGGGUUUCACCGGAGAUGGUCGAAGACGUCCUUAAGAGAUUUGAAAAUGCUGGAAUGCUUGCGUAUCGUUUCUUUGAAUGGGCUGAAAAGCAACAUAAUUAUGAGCAUAGUACUAAAGCCUACCACUUCAUGAUUGAAUCUCUUGCCAAGAUAAGGCAAUAUCAGAUGAUGUGGGAUCUUGUAAAUAAGAUGAAAGCCAAGGGAAUGCUUAAUAUUGAAACAUUUUGCAUAAUGAUGAGAAAAUAUGCUAGGGCCCAAAAGGUAGAGGAGGCUGUAUACACUUUCAAUAUCAUGAAUAAGUUCGACGUGCCCCCCAACCUAGCCGCUUUUAACGGCUUAUUGAGUGCUCUAUGCAAAUCGAAGAAUGUGGGAAAAGCUCAGGAGAUUUUCGAUAGUAAGAAAAAGGAGUUUAUUCCUGAUUCAAAAACUUAUAGCAUAUUGAUCGAAGGUUGGGGAAGGGCUCCCAAUCUUCCCAAGGCAAGGGAAAUUUACAGGGACAUGAUUGAGGUGGGCUCUAAUCCCGAUAUUGUGACUUAUGGGAUCAUGGUUGAUAUACUUUGCAAGGCUGGAAGGGUUGAUGAGGCUGUUGAAAUUGUCAAGGAGAUGGACUUCAGCGGUUGCAGGCCAACAUCCUUUAUUUAUAGUGUUUUAGUCCAUACAUAUGGGCUAGAAAACCGGAUUGAAGAUGCGAUAGAUACAUUCCUUGAAAUGGAAACAAAUGGAGUUGAGGCUGAUGUAGCUGUAUAUAAUUCUCUAAUUAGUGCUUUCUGUAAGGUAAAUAAAUUCCAAAAUGCCUAUAGGGUUCUGAACGACAUGCAAUUGAAGGGGGUGGACCCCAAUGCAAGGACCUGCAAUAUUAUUCUGAGUGGCUUGAUUGGUCGAGGUGAGACUGAUGAUGCUUUUAAGGUUUUCCGGAGGAUGCUCAAAAUUUGUGAUCCUGAUGCAGACACGUAUACUAUGAUGAUAAAGAUGUUCUGUGAGCGGAGUGAGAUUAAUAUGGCUCGUAAAGUGUGGAAAUAUAUGAAACGCAAGCAAUUUGUUCCCAGCAUGCAUACUUUUUCUGCACUUAUAAAUGGGCUGUGCGAAGACGGUGAUGCCCCUGGUGCUUGUGUGUUGAUGGAAGAGAUGAUAGAGAAAGGAAUGCGCCCCGGUAGGAUGACAUUUGGAAAAUUAAGGAAACUACUUCUCAAGGAAGAGAGAGAAGAUGUACUCGAAUUCCUUCAGGAGAAAAUUAAUCUUAUGGUUAGGGAGCCCUUAUCUGAUUAAGAAACCAUUUAGAUGAUGUAUUUCUGACAAUUCCUGAUUAUGAUUUGCUGUUGAAUCUGAUCUCUAGAGUCAGAAUAUCCAAGUGACUUGUACUACUUCAAAAACAGAUAAAGAUAUACUGGUCAUGCAGCAACUGAGCUUGCUAAGGACUUUAUUUCAUUAGUGAGACUAAUUUGGAGCAGUUGGAAAAUUUGUAAGUUUGGGAAAUUUAAGGCCAGUCCUUGUUAAAUAUUAGAGUUUGGAAAAGUUAUUUCCUUUCCGAUUUUGGUUAAUUAGUAAAAGAAACUUUGCCAAGUGAAGAUGGUUGAUACAAGUGGACAAAAAGCCAAGCAGCUUUGCAAUCAAGGAUUCAUAAUUGCCGCGCAAGCACCUCGAAAUUCAACUCUAUUGAAGAAGCAUGAUGCACAAGCAUCGCCAGAUGCCCAGGUUAACUCCGGGAUGUCAUAGGAACCCUUUCCGUAUAAACACCACUUGACAAGAGCACCAUUGCCGCCUCUAUGCCAUAAUCAGCCUAAUUAACAUCAACAGACAACUAAUUAGGAGCAGAAAGGAGGGUCUACUCAUCCAUUGCAUCCUGAGAAAGGAACCUGCCGAUGCUCAGACUUCCAUGGAUUGCCCAAGAUAACAAAUCCAGAAGUCUAAAAUUUGACAUAGUAUUGCUGUCAACCAGACAUUGUUAACAAUAAUCUUUCACAUAGUAGCUGACUAGUUGUAUAACUUUUCGUGUUUUCACAUUUGAAAUUCUAACAGCAGGACUCGCACUCCUACAUUUUUUUCCGCACUUUCGCCUAUACGAUUUACUUACACUGGUAAGAUUAAGCUAGCAUAAUUGACAAAGUCAGAUUCAUUUCAUUCAACAAGCACCAAGACGGUGUCAAAAGGUGUUUACGAAGUGAGUGGAUGGUUGGUUCAACCACAGUUACCAUACAUAUUGUCUCAAUCCUCCAAAACAAAGAAGGGAUAUUUUUCGUUUUGAAGAAAAUGCAGAUUCUCCUCGGUGUAACUACUGUCCUUUUCACUAUUCUGGACGUUUUGCUAUACUCAAGUCUCCAUUGUCGGAAAGCUCAUAAUUAGAUAUGAAGGUUGGUAUAGUGUAGAUUGGGCAGCCAAGAGCACCUAAUUUGCGUAUUUCCGCUGACCCGAAACCAAUUGAUCUAAGCUAUGAACAGAUUUUGAAGAGAAGUCUAACAGGUCCUAGAGGACCGGAACCCACAUACGUGGCAAAAGGCCAACAUCAAAAAAACAUUUCAGAAGAGCUGGGGGAAAUAGCACGCUAACCAACAUCCAUCAAUAUGCUAACACCAAUCACAGUGGAAAAACUAAAGACCCGUUCGGCAAGUUGUGCCAGCUUUUAGGUUAAAUUUCUAAAAAGAUUUGCUCUUAUCCAAAUAGCCACACCUAAACAAUCAUUAACUGGUUUUCUUCAUGAAUGUAACCAUCAUGAAUCAAACACUAGUCCCGUGCAAGUAGUUUGUGUUCAGUUACAUUGAAAACCAACACUCCUAUCCCUAGCAGUUAGCAACCUUUACACAUUGACAGUGUGGAACAGUUACACCUUCCUUUCUAUGUACCAGCAAAAAACAUUAGAGAAAUGAAGGACCUAUUUCACUACAUCAAAUUUGGCCUGCGGGUUGGAAAUCAUCACUGGGCACUCCCCCUUCUCGUCAUACUCAGCAAACUCAUCUCCGGACAAAUCAAUGCCUUCAAAUUUUGUUCCCUCAAGCUGCAUCAAGUGAAUCAAAUUAGAACUGGCUCGACAUUUCCAUAACACAAAAAUCUAAGAAUUUGACAUAGAA
Messenger RNA from Lycium barbarum (goji berry), 3371 nucleotides. Its product is annotated as pentatricopeptide repeat-containing protein At1g77360, mitochondrial. The record is from RefSeq and is a predicted model, not a curated record. The coding region runs from base 103 to 1575 and encodes 490 amino acids. NCBI's taxonomy places the organism in Eukaryota, Viridiplantae, Streptophyta, Magnoliopsida, Solanales, Solanaceae. The transcript has 4 exons. Gene Ontology annotation, molecular function: protein binding.